AAUGAUUAAUUUUGCUGCAGAAUUGAGUCUUCAGGUUGAUCACGGAGAACGACGAAGCAACAAGUUUCUCACAGCGACCGAGUAGCUAAAUAUAGCUGCUUGUAAACACUGUUAAUUCUGUAAAACAACAACUGCUAAGUACCUCUGAGUUUUAAGUAGGCUAGCUGAUGCUGAAACUGCUGUUAGCCGACCGGGAGCCGGAUCAUCUUUCCGUCUUAUUUAAUGCCUCAUUUAUAACCUGAAUCUAUGAGAGCAGCGCAUGUUUGAGUGAGGAUGGAUGAAAGUAAGAGCGAUCGUGUAACUCCGCCCACAACUCCACCCAAAGCCACGCCCUCUCCGUCAGCCUCCACUGAUCAACAGCUGAGUUUGAGCAGCCCAGAGUUGCUGAAGGAGCUGAAACAGCCUCACACACUCAAACAUGUCCCUGCACACAAAGGCCUGACCACAGUCUUCAGCGGGAAAGGACGACCAGUCCAACGAAACGCACACACACUUCACACUGAUUUGGAAAACUUUGAGAAUCGAUCUAAACCAGCACAGUGACCAUCAGCAGUCCCGCUCUCAUUGACUGUGUGAGAUGUCUGUCAGAGCUAAGCCCCGCCCCUGUACAGACGUGGGCGUGUUCUGUCACUGUGAGCUGCUCUGGUUAUUAUCAGGGUCUUCAUCUGUGAUGUUUCUGUACAGGAUUUAAAAACCAGUGUAACUUUCUCUGUAGCACAACUAAUAUUUGAGUAACGUGUUAGUUAUCAGAAUCAAAGCUGAAGGAUUGAGUGUGAAGAGUAUGAACUGGAAAAUGGGUAGAGGAGUUUACUGAAAUGCAGUUGAAAGAGACUCAGUACUCAGUUGCACUAUUUUUGCCAGUCCAUGUGAAAACCAAUAAAUCAUCCACGUUUUGACUA
Danio aesculapii is the source of this 899-nucleotide messenger RNA. Its product is annotated as espin-like. Bases 274 to 543 code for a protein of 89 amino acids. Lineage: Eukaryota; Metazoa; Chordata; Actinopteri; Cypriniformes; Danionidae. The record is from RefSeq and is a predicted model, not a curated record. The transcript has 4 exons.